UAGUCCGUCGCUGCGAUCGGACUCGUCCAGCGUCCCGUCGGCACUUGGUUUUCUCGAUUUUGGCGGGCCGCGUCGUGGACGGUGCUCUGCCGCGCAGUUAUCUCUCGAAUUAACGAAUUUACUAAGGAUCAAUGAUGACGGACAAGGACGGCGUUUUCGCUGAUCUUCCAAAUGGAACGUAACCGUCGCGUAUGCUACACGGACACUCUCUCAAAGAUUACGAAGGUAAAUCUUGAAUUAAGCCCGGAAUCAGACGAGAAACGUAGCAUUCGCAAGAGACAUCCUGCACGUAUAAAGAGGAGAAGAGACGAACAAGAAUUUAAUACAACGGAGGAAAAUAACAAUCCAACAGCAGAUAUGAUAGAGGGAAAUAAAAGUCCAACAGCAGAUAUAUUAGAGGAAAAUAAAAAUCCAACAGCAGAUAUAUUAGAGGAAAAUAAAAAUCCAACAGCAGAUAUAUUAGAGGAGGAAAACAUGGAGUCAAAUGAGAUUGAAACGAUUGAACUACUUGAUGACAAAACGGCUGAAGAAGACGGUACUAAAAACUGUACUGGAGCUGAAACCACGAGAAACGAGGGUGACUUCACACAACUACAUGAAAAGUUGAAAUAUCUUUUGCCUGACAAUCACCCGAGAGAAAACUUAAGCGCCGCUGUACUUCGUUCAGAGGGCUUCGAUGACGCUGUGGAGGAGCGUAUUAUCAACGAGGAAUAUAAAAUAUGGAAGAAGAACACACCGUUUCUGUACGACCUUGUGAUGACACAUGCUUUAGAGUGGCCAUCCUUGACGGCCCAAUGGCUGCCCGACGUCACCAGACCGGAGGGAAAAGAUUAUUCCAUCCACAGGUUAAUUCUGGGCACUCACACUUCGGACGAACAAAAUCACCUGCUCAUCGCUAGCGUCCAGCUACCAAAUGAAGACGCGCAAUUCGACGCCUCUCAUUAUGACAACGAGAAAGGUGAAUUUGGUGGAUUCGGUUCAGUUAGUGGUAAAAUUGAGAUCGAGAUCAAGAUCAACCACGAAGGUGAGGUCAACAGAGCGCGAUUCAUGCCGCAAAACCCGUGCGUGAUCGCGACGAAGACCCCCUCGAGCGACGUGCUCGUGUUUGAUUAUACUAAGCAUCCAAGCAAACCGGAUCCCAACGGCGAAUGCCAUCCGGAUUUGAGAUUGCGAGGACAUCAAAAGGAAGGCUACGGACUCUCAUGGAAUCCGAAUCUCAACGGAUACUUACUUAGCGCGUCUGACGAUCACACUAUCUGCCUGUGGGAUAUCAAUGCCACGCCGAAGGAAAAUCGUGUUAUCGACGCGAAAACUAUCUUCACAGGACACACAGCUGUGGUCGAAGAUGUCGCUUGGCAUCUGUUACAUGAAUCACUAUUUGGUUCGGUCGCUGACGAUCAAAAGCUCAUGAUCUGGGACACCAGAUGCAACAAUACUAGUAAACCAAGUCAUACCGUUGAUGCUCACACCGCUGAAGUGAACUGCCUGAGUUUCAAUCCAUACUCUGAAUUUAUAUUAGCUACUGGCAGCGCGGAUAAAACUGUAGCUCUUUGGGAUCUGCGAAAUCUCAAAUUGAAGUUGCAUUCAUUUGAAUCACACAAGGAUGAGAUCUUCCAGGUCCAAUGGUCACCACACAACGAAACGAUAUUGGCGAGCAGUGGCACAGACAGACGAUUACAUGUCUGGGAUCUUAGCAAGAUCGGCGAGGAGCAGUCCAGCGAGGAUGCCGAAGACGGGCCACCUGAACUUUUGUUUAUACAUGGAGGUCAUACCGCGAAAAUUAGUGAUUUUUCGUGGAAUCCUAAUGAACCGUGGGUCAUAUGCUCGGUGUCGGAAGAUAACAUAAUGCAAGUAUGGCAAAUGGCGGAGAAUAUUUAUAACGAUGAAGAACCUGAAACACCCGGAAGCGAGAUUGAAACUGGCGGCUCAUAACGCGAAAUAUAAUUCAUGAAAUUGUUCUGAGCUAUCGCCGCCUCCUGACUGAGGAUUGUAAGCGCAGCCCUUAGUGCGCCAAGUGUGUUGUUGAACAUCUCGGUGUAACGAGUUUUGAGACAUUCCUUUUCACCAGCGAACAAUAAUUCUUGCGUUCAAUCAUUCGAUCAAUCAUACGAGAAGUGUAAGUAACAGGAUAAAAGAUUUCAUUUAUUUUAUAUUUUCUAAAGUUUGGCGAGUUGUGGAGAUAAAUGUGUGUUAUUUUAUUGGAUCUGACUAGACGCAUUUGUACUUUUUCCAAAUUUUGAAAACUUAUAACUUUUCCAAUAUUUCAAAAGAAUAUGAAUGGCGAGUAUUAUUGUUUUACGGUGACAAAUUGGUUAUGUUAUUAAUAAAUAAAAGAAAUUCGCUGGCUGAGUAGCAGUACUGAAAUAACUGCUGGUUACAUCUGUUGUGAGCCAUAUUCGUACGAAGGCACUAUUUCUCUGUCAUAGUGGAAGAGAGUUCAAGUGAAACUAGGGGUUGCCAAGUACUUUUUCUACUUCGUUUUAAGCGUGAAUAAAAAAAGUGAUGUAAA
Molecule: messenger RNA, 2509 nt
Organism: Vollenhovia emeryi
Lineage: Eukaryota; Metazoa; Arthropoda; Insecta; Hymenoptera; Formicidae
Gene: Caf1-55
Product: probable histone-binding protein Caf1
Exons: 7
Coding region: 172-1932 (586 amino acids)
Biological process (GO): regulation of gene expression
Cellular component (GO): nucleus; ESC/E(Z) complex; NuRD complex
Molecular function (GO): histone binding
Source: RefSeq, a predicted model, not a curated record